Molecule: messenger RNA, 2100 nt
Organism: Macadamia integrifolia
Lineage: Eukaryota; Viridiplantae; Streptophyta; Magnoliopsida; Proteales; Proteaceae
Product: mediator of RNA polymerase II transcription subunit 4
Exons: 2
Coding region: 53-1372 (439 amino acids)
Biological process (GO): regulation of transcription by RNA polymerase II
Cellular component (GO): core mediator complex; mediator complex
Molecular function (GO): transcription coregulator activity
Source: RefSeq, a predicted model, not a curated record
UAAGCUGAACCGAGGGACAAGACUUCUCACCUCUGUCUCCAAGAGAGCGAAAAUGCAGCAAAAUCAUCAAGCGUCGAUUCUACAGUCACCGGCGAGGCUUGGCCUCACAAACCCUAAUUCACCGUCUCUCUCAAAUCCGGCCACCCCUAAACUCUCCUCACAAACCCCUCAGCACCAGAGCUUCGUUCCCCUUCAUCAACAACAACAACAACAGCAGCAACAGCAGCAGCAGACUCCAUCAACAACCCCCACAUUAACUACCACCACCACUUCUUCAGCUCUUCUCCCCCUCCUCCCUCCUCUCUCCCGAGCUCAAUCCAUCCUCCUCCAGAUGGCCUCACUCGCUACCAAACUCUUCGAAGUCUCGCCCAACCGAUCGAUGUGGCUCUCCUCCUACCGUGGCUCUCUCCCUACCUUCCUCCCUUCCCAGAAUCUGCCCCAGCACAAUGACUCAUCAUCCUCUCCAUCCACCACCAAAGAAAUACUCGCCCUCUUCAACACUCUCCAGACUCAACUCUUUGAGGCCGUUGCCCAACUCCAAGAAAUUCUCGAUCUCCAAGAUGCCAAGCAGAAGAUCGCCUCUGAUAUCCGUUCUAAGGACUCUGCUAUGCGGGCCUUCGCUAACAAGAUGAAGGAAGCCGAGCAUGUUCUCGACCUCCUGGUCGACGAUUACUCCGAUUAUCGCCGUCCCAAACGCUCCAGUUCUACUAGUAAUACCUCCGAAGGAACUGCUAGUGAUACCACCAUUACAUCGUCCUUACGUUUAUCGGAUAUUAUGUCCUACGCACAUCGGAUCAGUUACACAACCUUUGCCCCUCCGGAAUUUGGGGCCGGGGUGGCUCCGCUUCGUGGAGCCCUGCCACCUGCGCCUCAAGAAGAGCAGAUGCGUGCUUCGCAGCUGUACAAUUUUGCUGAUCUUGACGUUGGCUUACCCAAGACAGUUGAAAGCGAGAAAAAGGCUAUUGAGACUUUGAUUGAGGCUGCUCCCCCACAGCCCGCACAAACCGCAGACGCCAAUCAGCUUCUCGACUUGGCGGCGAUUAAGGGUCUCUUCCCACCUCAGCUCACUAUACCUUCAGGUUGGCGGCCUGGGAUGCCGGUGGAAUUGCCUACCGAUAUGCCGCUUGUGCCGCCGCCUGGUUGGAAGCCAGGGGACCCGGUGCCACUUCCCUCUUUGGAUUCCAUUGUUCUUCCUAGUAACCGUGAGGAGCAGCAGCAGCCACGACCUGUUGUUCCACAGAUGCCACUGCACAGGGCACCUGAGCCGAUACAGGUUCGGCAUGUUCAGCUUGACAUUAAUCCGGAUGAGGAUGAUGCGAGUAGCGACUAUAGUAGUGACAUGGGAAGUUCUGAAGAGGAUGAUGAAGAUUGAAAUUCUGCAAUUGUGAUGUUUCCUGGGAGUUGAAAUGUUUCUGAAGCAUUUCAGUUUUAGCCAGUGUCAUCCCCCUUCCACAAUCAGAUGGGAAAUUGAUUCAUUGAUGCCCACUUGCUUCUCAGACCUGUGCAUGGUACAUGUACGUGAACAAGGCCAAAACCAGUCCAGACCGGUUGUGGGAUUCAACUGCUGUGAUAGGCAGCCUAGUCAAGUGUGGCCUAGUUCCAUAUUGGUCCGAUGGAGCAUAUCAAGAGACCUAAAGACAACUUGCUGGAGAUUUAGGAAGCCAAGCUGCUGCUUGCGUGGAGAUUGUUUGAGAUUAUUUUCUAUAUUUUGCUUGGCUAUUGAUUUGCUGAUUUGAAGGAAUACUAACUACAGAUUUUGUGGGGGUAAAUAUGGAUGGACUCUUGAGAUUUCACGGUUCCCAUGUUCAGCCUGCAUGGAGGAGUUUAAGCUUCAAGAUUUUAGGAAAUCUUUGAUUGAUCUAGUUUCCAUUUUCAUAUUUCCUUGUAAUAGCUAUUGUGAAGAUAUUAUCUAGGUGGUUUGUAAUUUUAGUAUUUCAAUUUUAGAAAGUAGGAAUUCUAAUUUAUUGGGUUUCUAUCUAUGUAGAAGGGAGGGAUUUGUUUUGGAUUAGGAAUAUGUAUGUGAGGUUCUAUUCCCCAUCGAUUUUGUAGUAGCUAUUCAAUAUUAUAAAUAAGAUGUGGCUGGACAGAAUAGCCAAACAA